CGUACAAUGGGUGUGUUAGUGGCUUCCUGAUCACAGAAAUAAUUCUAUUGCCAUUCGUGAUCAUUUUUUGGUAUAAAAGAGGUGGAUCAUUUUCUGGAAAAUCAUACCACAGACUCAAGUCUUCCAGUUCACUCGAGCUCACAACAAACUCCCAAAACAAACCAACAAAAAUGUUCAAGCUUUUCGUGUUCGCUUGCCUUUUGGCCGUUGCUGCUGCCAGUGGUGCUGGUGUUGUCUCCACCUAUGCCGCCGCCCCCUCUGUCGUGAGCCCCUACAGCUACAGUUCCCCACUCGCCUACACCGGAUACACUGGCUACCCCUAUGCUGGCGUCUAUGGCUCCCCCUACACCUAUGGCUCCUAUGGUACCCCAUAUGCCCGCAGCCUUGCCUACUCUGGCUAUGGUGGCUACUACAGUGGAUACCCAUAUGGAUACAAAUACGUCUACUAAGCAACUUCUCUGUGUACAUUCGGGGUACAUACCCCAAAAGCCCUUACAAGUAAAAACAUCAAAGUGGCAUAAUCCCUCAAAGAAGAGAUUGGAAGGGUACUGAUCUUUCCACCAAUUCAAAAAAAAAACGUAAUUCUCUGUUUUGGACUUCACAAUAUACCCGAACACCAACAAAACCUCAAAAAAAAUGUAAAAAUACGACCAAUAAAUUCAAAAAAUCGAUCUUAAUUUAACAAAA
Molecule: messenger RNA, 687 nt
Organism: Lutzomyia longipalpis
Lineage: Eukaryota; Metazoa; Arthropoda; Insecta; Diptera; Psychodidae
Product: sulfur globule protein CV3-like
Exons: 2
Coding region: 171-449 (92 amino acids)
Source: RefSeq, a predicted model, not a curated record